AUGGACGCCGGUGACCUGCAGCAUAGAGUGUGCCGGCUAAACUGGUUGGCUGAGAGUGCUCAAGAAGGUGUGCAAGACCAGUGGGAGCGCGUAAUGGGUAACCUGCUUGAGCUGACCAAUCAGGCAGCACCCGAAAAAAGGGUAAGACGCCGUGGCAAAUUGCCCUGGUGGAGGGCACGUAUCGAUAAAGCAAUGCGCGAAAAGGACACGUGGCAGCGCUAUCGAAGCUCGGGAUGUUUUCGCGCUCAGUAA
Echinostoma caproni is the source of this 252-nucleotide messenger RNA. The record is from the annotation of a GenBank genome assembly. NCBI's taxonomy places the organism in Eukaryota, Metazoa, Platyhelminthes, Trematoda, Plagiorchiida, Echinostomatidae.